Messenger RNA from Drosophila melanogaster (fruit fly), 4690 nucleotides. RefSeq names its product G protein-coupled receptor kinase 2 (gene Gprk2). Lineage: Eukaryota; Metazoa; Arthropoda; Insecta; Diptera; Drosophilidae. Gene Ontology annotation, biological process: signal transduction. Gene Ontology annotation, molecular function: ATP binding; protein serine/threonine kinase activity; G protein-coupled receptor kinase activity. Gene Ontology annotation, cellular component: membrane. The coding region runs from base 1139 to 3283 and encodes 714 amino acids. The transcript has 13 exons. The record is from RefSeq and is marked reviewed.
UUUCACUAACUCAACGACGGUCUUACAGAAGACUCCAAUAUUUUUCGAGCAGGCAAUUCGCGGAUCCAUCGUUAAUUUUGGGCACUUGCAGAAAGCCCAGUUGCGAACGUCGUCGUGUGUCGUCUUAGAAAAGCCACUCCUCCAACCGGAAAACCGCAAGAGCGUCGAGCCCUUGUUUUGCGAGCCUUUUCGAAAAAAGCUGGGAAUUUCACGCCGUAUUUUUCGUAUCUUUUCCGUCAACGAAACGCCGCGUGUGUCGUAGUGUGCGUGUGUGUGUUCUGUGUGCCCGCCCAUCUGUGCAUGUGUGAGAGCGCGCCUGUGUGUGUGAAUUUUGGUGAGAGCCGCAACAACAACCGAAAAGAAAACCAAAAUCGACAAAUGCGGUCAAAUUGAAAAGAAAAACAAAAAAUCAAAGAGUAUUCUUGCGCAAAGCCAAAAGGCAAAGUCAAAAAAGAGCGCAAAGCCAAAAAAACGCAGAUUUCCCAACGAAAAGGCCGGAAAAUUGCCCACUAGGCGUGUCGCUGCUUCUUCUUGUUCUUUCAAAUUGUUUAUGCUGCAAUUGCAGUGGUGUGCGAAAGGAGUGGUAGAGAGAGAGAGAAGGAAAAGCGUCUUAUCAACGCCCGCUUUCUUAUCAGAACCCACACAUUUGUUGCGAAAAUUCCAACCAGCCGAAACUCACAGUGAAGCUUUAAAUAGCACAUCAAACAAACAGUUGCCCAGCUAUCAGCGAAUCGGUCAAUUUCAUUUGGAGAAGCCAAAGAUUGAGGAAAUCCAUUGACCGACGGUUUUACAGCAUUCAAUCAAGCGCAAAUUGGCUCAACUUGCAAAAAGGGCACAUUUUCGGCCUUGCAAAUUCCAAUCUUGAAACUAAAUGACGCCUGUGUCUGAAACCGAGACCCUGCUGCCAAAUACCGCAACGCUGGACGCCAGACGACGGCCACAAAUUAGCCAGCCAGCCGUAGAUUUGCAAGUCUAAGGAGUCGCCCUGCCCACCAGAACGCAGAAGGGGAUCCCUGUUCAAAGGAGCCAGCGAAGGCCACACACAGGAGAAAGAUCAAAAGGAGCACCAGCCAGUGUGACUGCGACUAUUUUUCGGGAGCGCCAAAGGAUUCAUUAAAAAACCGCCAACCUGGAACUAAUGGAAUUAGAGAAUAUUGUGGCCAAUACGGUCUACUUGAAAGCGAGAGAAGGUGGUUCCGACAGCAACAAGGGAAAGAGCAAAAAAUGGCGCAAAAUAUUGCAAUUCCCACACAUAUCGCAAUGCAUCAACCUGAAAGACAAAUUAGAUAUAAGCUAUGGCUACGUGAUAGAUCAGCAACCCAUUGGUCGUGAGCUCUUCCGUCUGUUUUGCGAGAACAAACGGCCCGUCUACUUUCGCUACAUCACCUUCCUGGAUGAGGUGGUCAAAUACGAGAUCGAGUACAUCUCGAACCGCAUAUUCAUUGGCCAUGACAUCGGCCGUCGCUUCUUGGAUGUCGAGGCACAGCUGGAGCUGCGCAACGGCAGCGGGGGCGACGCCUUGGACGCCGAGACGCAGGAGGAGCUGCUGCUCAACAGCAGCAAUGCCAAUCCAACUGAAACAGCUGAGACUGAACACUGCAACAAUACCACCGCCAACAACUGCAACAACAUCAACAACAGCAACAACUCGCAGCACAGCAGCGACAUCAAUCACAAGAAGCUGGACACGCGCAAUCACAACGGCGACGACGCCACUGGGAACGGGAGCAGCCACCAGGACGACGGGGACGAGAGCGUCAAGUGCCAGGAGGGCCAUGACGAUGCGGAAAAGGGUGGUGGCGGAGAGGGAGGCGGCGGCGGAAAGUGUGUCCCCGUGGGCGGGUAUCCUGACGAACUCGUGUUGGACGUGCUUAACGAUGAUCUCAUUGCGCAAGUGCGUAACAAACUCAACAGCGGCGGCAAGGACAUCUUUGCCCAGUGUGUGAACGCGGUUAAGGCGUUCCUGGCCGGCGAACCGUUCCGGGAGUUUGAGAGCUCUAUGUAUUUUCACCGAUACUUGCAAUGGAAGUGGCUUGAGGCGCAGCCCAUCACCUACAAAACGUUUCGCAUGUACCGGGUGCUCGGAAAGGGCGGCUUCGGCGAGGUGUGCGCCUGUCAGGUGCGGGCCACUGGGAAAAUGUACGCGUGCAAAAAGCUGGAGAAAAAGCGCAUCAAGAAGCGCAAGGGCGAGUCGAUGGUGUUAAUCGAGAAGCAGAUACUGCAGAAAAUCAACUCGCCGUUCGUGGUCAAUCUGGCCUACGCGUACGAGACAAAGGACGCCCUCUGCCUGGUGCUGACCAUAAUGAAUGGCGGCGAUUUGAAAUUCCACAUUUACAACAUGGGCGGCGAACCAGGCUUUGAACUGGAGCGUGCCCGCUUCUAUGCCGCCGAGGUGGCCUGUGGACUGCAGCACCUGCACAAGCAGGGCAUCGUCUACCGGGAUUGCAAGCCGGAAAACAUCCUCCUUGACGAUCACGGCCAUGUGCGCAUUUCCGACCUGGGACUGGCCGUCGAGAUACCGGAGGGCGAGAUGGUGCGCGGCCGGGUGGGCACAGUGGGCUACAUGGCCCCCGAGGUCAUCGACAACGAGAAGUACGCCUUCUCCCCGGACUGGUUCAGCUUCGGCUGCCUGCUGUACGAGAUGAUCGAGGGCCAAGCGCCGUUCCGGAUGCGCAAGGAGAAGGUCAAGCGCGAGGAGGUGGACAGGCGCGUUAAGGAGGACCCCGAAAAGUAUUCAAGCAAGUUUAAUGAUGAAGCCAAAUCAAUGUGCCAACAGCUGUUAGCUAAAUCGAUAAAGCAGCGCCUGGGCUGCCGCAACGGUCGCAUGGGCGGGCAGGAUGUGAUGGCCCACCCGUUUUUCCACUCCACCCAGCUCAAUUGGCGUCGCCUGGAGGCUGGUAUGCUGGAGCCACCCUUUGUGCCAGACCCGCACGCCGUUUACGCCAAAGAUGUGCUCGAUAUUGAACAGUUCUCUACGGUGAAGGGCGUCAAUAUCGACGAAUCCGACACGAAUUUCUAUACGAAAUUCAACACAGGCUCCGUGUCCAUUUCCUGGCAGAACGAGAUGAUGGAGACCGAGUGCUUUCGGGAACUGAAUGUUUUUGGUCCCGAGGAGUGUCCCACGCCAGAUUUGCAAAUUAAUGCAGCGCCCGAACCAGACAAGGCGGGCUGUUUCCCCUUUCGCCGGAAGAAGAAGCAGCCGGCUCGCACUCAGCCCAUACCCAUUCCGGAGCAUCUGUUAACCACUAGUCACAGCGUGUCCUCCACGACGGUCGAAAGCUGAUAGCAGAGAUCAGUCGAGGAUGCCUUUAAGCGGACGCCUGACGUAGACGUCGACACAUAGCACAAAUUGCGCACAGUUACCCCGGAUCGGAAGAGUUCAGCAGGAGCAUAAUAACUUUAGAGCACAACCUAAUUAUAAAACCGAAACUACAUCGGUUUAUCCUUCAGUUGACGCGCAAGAAGCAUUUUUGAAAUUGUACUUUUACAUCAAAUUUUCUAAUGAAAGUUGUUCAAGCUGAUUUCGACACACAAUAUAUAUUUAUAAAUGUUUCAAAAAGACUCCUAACCGAAACAACACACACAUUGAGCACACAUUAGAGAGUUAAUUAAUUGUAAUUGUGGUAACAAGAAUACCACUUACUAUACCACUUUGAGAGCUAAGGCCGUCAGUUUGUCACAGCACCCAAAAAUAAUGUUACUUAAAUACGAGCGCUAUACAAUAUACACGCGUCGCCAGAAGCGGGACAACGGCGGAUGGGCAGGAACAGCACUACGUAGACGGCUGAGUAAUAUGUAAUUUUUGUAUAGUAGUUUGUGAUCGACGGGACAGCGUUGGACGAUAGAUGUUCUAGUUAGCAUUUGUAAGUUAAGAAAAUGACAUGAAUACUCGAAAACUUGAAUGCAUUUUUAACAAAUACUUAACACAUGCUACUACGUUGUACAUGCGUAGAUGCGAUACAAGCGUGCAACCUAAUCAGAUGUAAAUGUAAAAUCUUUAAUUAUUUAUACGACUCCUAAGUUUUAUUGCCGCACUCUUUUGCUAAGCUUUUCAUAUCGUUCUUUUACUUUUUCUGUUGCCUAAGUUUAAGUUGCCGAAGGUUCCCAUGGAAGAACGUUAUUACUGAUAUUUGUUUCGUCACGUAAUUAAAUGAACAGCAGCAGCAGUUAUGCUAACUAAUGCAAAUUCAUUGAGAUAUCGAUGUCAGCUAGCGUCUAAGUUUUGUGUAAUAGUAGCGUAGGCAUUUUGUAAUUAGCAAUUAGCAACAAAGAAAGAAACAAAAGUAAACCAAUUGGAGAAUUUAUUAUGUUAGUAUGAAAAUUAAUUAUGAUUAUCGAACCGGUUGGCUGGCAGCAUGGAACGCGCCAGCUGAACGUCUUAGUUUCAAUUCACUUGAUUUAGGCACAACUAGUAAAUUGUAAGGCAUAUAAUGAACAACUACUAACAGCACAACCAACCAGCAUUCAAAACAGCAAACGCCAUCAGCAUCAGCUCCAAAUCCAAUUUAGCACCACGACUACAUAAAGUAAACCAAACUGAGCAAGCGCCGAAAUAUUUAUCUCUAGCAAUUAAAGGCAUAUUUAUAGAGCAUCGUAAAUACCAGAUAUACAUACAUAAAUAAAUCUAUUCUGUAAGCGAAAUAAUACAAAAUACAACCGAAAAGUCAAGAGAUGGACACUCAAAAACAAU